AUGGAUAAAGAUACUAAAGAAUCAUUGCUCAAUAAGAAUGUAAGUGAUCAAAUGGAUAAUUAAUUCUUUGCUUAAUAGUUUGAAGUGACUCAAAAAGGAGACAUCAACCUAAAUAAUGACGAUUUCCCUCCUCCUUAAGAUGAUAAGACCCAUAAAAUAUAAGAAGAAAAAUAAUUGACUAUUCCGGAAAUAAUGGAAUAAGCUUCAGCGCUCGAGCAACAUGCAGUCUAGGAAUUUCCUUUUAAUUCCAAAGACUCUAAAGCUUAGAUCGGAAGAGACUCCAAUCUAGUUUAUGCUCCUUAAAAUCUAAAACUGAUUUAAUUUUGGUCUUUGAAUGGCCGCAAGGAUGUUAAUAGCAUUGAAAUCUAAGAAAACGUUCAUGAAAUAAAAGUUACAGACUAUUUCAUUAUUGCUUAAGUCACUGAUCAAGAUAAGCGAGCUUAUUUUAUAUACGAUGCUUUCUCCUUAAAAUAUCUGGGCAAAGCGGAAUCUGCCAGGAAUAUAAUGAUAGAAGCCAAAUCUACAAAGGAUCUCCUUAUAAUAUCAGACUCUAGAGGUAUUAUAAAUACCAUUUCUAUCAAUGAUAAAUCUAGAAUCACCUAUAUUUAGCGUAAAUCCAUUGAUGUAAGUUUGGAAAAAAGAGAUGCCGAAGCCUGA
Stylonychia lemnae is the source of this 657-nucleotide messenger RNA. Lineage: Eukaryota; Ciliophora; Spirotrichea; Sporadotrichida; Oxytrichidae. The record is from the annotation of a GenBank genome assembly.